Molecule: messenger RNA, 3591 nt
Organism: Prorocentrum cordatum
Lineage: Eukaryota; Dinophyceae; Prorocentrales; Prorocentraceae
Source: the annotation of a GenBank genome assembly
GGCGAGGUGCAGGAGGAGUUCGAGCUCGACCCGGAGCUGCUGAGCAUCCUAUGUCGUCGCGGCCGCAGGCGCCUGAGGCUGCUGCAGCUGGAGACGCGGGCGAACAUCUGGAUUGACCGCGGCCGGGGCGUCCUCCACGCCAGCGGUCCGGAGGCGGCCCUCGGCGAGCUGCAGAGGCAGCUCGCCAGCCUGCGGGGCCCCCGCAAGAACGUCAGCGCGGCGGUCUGGUCCGAGCUCAUGAGGACCCGGACGAACUCCAAGGACCCCGAGGAGGGCCUUGUGGCGAGGCUGCAGCAGGAGAGCGGCUGCCGCAUACACAUAGAGCGCGACAGGCACCAGGUGCGGAUCUUCGGCCCCAGCGACGAGGUGAGAGUCUGCGAGCGGCUGAUCGAGGUGCGCCAGGCCGUCAGGGGGCUGGUGAAGACCAGUUCGCUCACGGCGGAGCUCGCGGACGAGGCUCGGGUCUCGAAGGACUCGAGACGCCGGAGGUCCGGGGAUGCAGAGGCGGAGUGGAAGUGGAUGCAGUGCAGCCUGGCUGCCUGGCGUAUCGGCCGUCUAAUCAUGUACCUGGUGGUGGCAGCGGUGCUCGUGGCCCUCUGGGGCGAUGGCGUGGCGGGCCGCCGCAAGGCGAACAUCCAGGGCAAAGACUUCGCCAUCUUCGCCCCCGACAGCCUGUCGCCAUCAGAUCACCGCUCUUUGCGGCAGGCCCGCUUCCUGUUGCAGCAAGAGUUGGGCUCCCUGUCGGCGCGCAAGUCGAUCAAGAGCGCGCAGGUCAAGGCUGGCGAGGCGGGCAAGAAGCUCAAGAAAGCUCAGCAGGAUGCUGAAACCAAGGGCCGACUGGCUGCCGAGGCCCUCCUCGAGGCGGUCAAGCAGAAUAAGUACGCGGAGCAGCUGGAGCUUGAGCUCCGCGAGGCUGUGGCAAAGGCUAAGCAGGAGAUGGAGCAGCAGGAGCGCCAACAGGAUGGUGGAGCCGUCCCAGGAGCCGUUCCCCAGCCGAGCGAAGUCCGCAGCCUGGUGGACAAGCGCGCGAGGCUGGCCAAGCUGGUGGAGACCAAGAUCGAAGGAGCGGAUCUCGGCGAGGCCGGCGCAGCCCUCAAGGAGCUUCUCUCGACGCUGGCGGACGACAAGUUCAAGGUCGAGGAGGCCAACGACGAGACCCCACCUGUUCCAGCUCCAGCCACUCCUCGUCCUGAGGCAGCCAGCCAGCCAGGGGCUGCCGCAGGUUCCCGAGACGACGCCAUCAAGCCCGAGGACUUUAGCGAGUUCUCCAGCGCUACCCUCGACGCAGCGAUGGAGGAGUUUGGCGGCGACUGCCCCGACAAGCGCAGGCUUCUGGAGCAGUUCACCCGCAAGACUUUCAAGAUCGGAGUGCUGAGCGUCAACACCUACGCGAACAUCGACAAGUGUUUGGGUGGCAGCCUUGCAGAGUACGACACCUUGUUGUUCCAGGAGGCCCGCUUGCCAAGCCAGCGCACGGUCGACGCCGAGGUGUCCAACGAGCUGGAGGUCGCUUCUAGAAUGGAAUACCCCAUAUCGCGUCUUCGGGCGCUGCGAGGUUUGCGUAACCUACUGGCGAAGCCUCCCAAGCUUGUGAAGGUGGAGCCUGCGGCUGGGGACGCUGGCUGCGUCUCGCCAAAGGACGUUCCCCUCGUGAGCAGUUGGUGGCAUGCGCUCAGCAAUUUGCGCAUUGGGCGGCUGGACUUGGACGUCGUGUCUCAGCUUGCACAUCGUACGAAGCAGGAGGCCUGCAGGAUGGCGGAUCACGAUAUGUACGUCCGCAGAGCUGAGUUCAACGAUUGGGUCGAGCGACAAGCGCGCGGGGGUGGUGGAGGCCUUCAUGCUCUAACCAAGGUGCCUGCAGGAGGCAAAGGUAGGCGACUUGCUGUGCACAAGGUGGCUCGCAGUGGGUUGGGGGCGUCGGCCAGCUACGGGUUCGUGGUCACAGGCUGUUCUAGCAUGGAGCUUGAUAAGCUGAGGACUCUGGUGUUCACGUCCGUGGCUAAUUCCACUGCUGGGCGGUCGCGGUCACUGACCUUGAUGUUGCCUCCAGGCUUGCGAAGUGAUGCUGGUCAGGACUGGGCUAGUGUAUUCAAUGAUUUGCUGGGGGAGGUCACGGAUUCCGACAGCGACGUGGUCGCAGAUGGUGCCCCAGUUGCCGAGGCACCGCCGGUCGGGAGCAGCAUCUCUGCGCCCCUGGUCCGACAAGACGUGCCAGCCAGCCAGGCCCCGCGCGACAGCUUCGAGGCUGUCGGCCCCGCGGUGGGCAGCUUACCCUUAAUGCUCGGCUUCGGCCAUGCGCCACGGGAUACGGGGUCUGGGGGCAAUCGUAAUGGAGUCGAGUCGGGCCAGCGUGGCUGCGCAGACGCUGCCACUGUCGUGGUCGCUGGUGGAGCGCCAGUUGCCGAGGUACUGCUGGGUGGGAGCAGCUCUUCUGCGCCCCUGGCCCGACAAGACGUGCCAGCCAGCCAGGCUCCGCGCGACAGCUUCGAGGCUGUCGGUACUGUGGUGGGCAGCUUACCCUUAAUGCUUGGCUUCGGCCAUGCGCCACGGGACACGGGGUCUGGGGGCAGUAAUGGGGUCGAGUCGGGCCAGCGUGGCUGCGCAGACGCUGCCACAGUCGUGUCUAAGAUGGUGGCUAUUCGUUUGACGGCGAACGAGAAGGGUUACCUGGACUCGCUGGUGCAAGGCGGCCAGUGGUCGCAGGCUCGCGAGCAUGAGAAGGGCUACGCUACUGCACCAGAGUGUCUACGCUGUGGGCAGCUCGGGACUUUGUACCACAGGCAUUGCGAAGAUGGCAAUUGGCCCGAUGAGCUGGUGCUGCCGAAGCAGAUCGAGCUGUUGGCGCAGUGCAGAUGGUACGACCGCCGAUCGGAGUGCCCAGUGAGCAUCGUGCCGACGGUGCUGGAGUUGAAUUCCAAGUUAGACAAGAAGCAUGUGCUUGUGGAGCUGGCGCCCGUGCGGAGUUCCGAGCUCGUCAAGGACAUGGCCUUUGUUGCAUGCCUGGUGUGUGGCGCCUCGGCCGCAGCCAGGCCUUCCACGUUCAAGAAGGAGUGCGGCCACCCUGGCAGCAAAGGCAAGGCGGUGCUGUCGAGGCUGGAGAAGAAGGUGGCUCCCACGAUCUCAGCGAAGGUCGUGGUCUCCAUGAAGAUGCUGGGUGCCGACCCGUCGGUCUUCGCGGUCAGGCUGCGCGAGAAGGCUGCGGGCCCCGACGCGGCGCAGAUGCGCUCCGAGAUCGCCGCCAGGGGGGUCGCCCCGACUGCCGAUGACGAAGAGGUGCGAGCGCUCUAUGGGCAACUUCGGCUCGCCUUCGGCAGGCGUUCCGUCAGAGAUUCGUCCGACUCCGCGGGCAACAGAGGGCCCGGCAGGAAGGAGACGCAGCGCUUCAACCAGCUUUCGGGCGGCUGCUUCGCGCACGUGGUUCACAGGGCCGCGCUGCUGCGCGACGGCAGCGAGAGCGAGGCCCGCCUGGCUCCGGCGCAGGACUGGCGCGCGCGAGCACGGGGCGGGCGCUUUAAGGCCAGAGGUCGACGCCGCAGGUGGCCCUUGCAGUUCAAGAGGGAGGCUGGCCGGAGGGACUUCGAGCUCCCCUAG